AUGGCCGCUCCUGUACAGAUUUCGAUGCCUUUCACUACUGUUAUGAUUUCGAGUCAUGUUCCUUAUGUGAGAUUGCUAGGCGUUUUAUGUAUUUAGAUCUACUGAAACUGUAGCGCUACGACAAGCAACAUACUCUUGCUUGUCUGUUGAACUCCUUCUGCAAGUAACAUGAGGGCGAUUUUUAUAUCCUCGAUUUUAUCCCCGCCUUGAACGAACUCUAACAACCUCAGUAAAGUGUCUCUAGCCAAGAUGCAGGCUUCGAUUUUGCCGGACACCAUCGACCUCAUAAGACAAGCAGAUGGGGGAUAUGAAGUUCGCUCUUCCGGUUUUGGCGGACCGCUGUUAAUGCGUAUCUCUUCUUAUGAACUAUGUAUUGGCGGAGGCGGGUAUCACUUUUUGAACUCAUGGGUAUUCUUUUUUUCAAAAAAUGAGUCAUCAAAUUCUAGGAACUAUUCUUAGUCAUGAUUCUACGAGUGAAAUUGAAAUUCUAGGAAGAGACAAGGAUUUGGCCGAGUCCCAAGAUGACUCUAGCGGUCUGCAGGAAAACCCUGUAGUAGCUCCAAUCUUCCUGCUCCAAAUGCGAAAUUCCUGCAAGAUGUUGUGGGCUGUGUGGGUUACGAGAUUGUGCGUCUGCUGCUUGGGACAUUAAGUUGCCAGCUGUGGCGGGAGCUUCAGCUUCGUCGUCGUCCUAUAUUGUCAGGAAGCCAGCUUGUCGAGGGGGUCUUUUCCCUUGUUGCAGUCGGUUGUGUGGCUGUUGUGGCAACAGCGACAGCGCGGUGGUAUAUGCGACAACGGACUUGAGUUUAGGAAUAGUUGUGAAAUAGUGGGAAAGCCGUGGUUGUAUCUAAAUUGCGAUGGCCAUGCUACCUGCAACAAUUAGAACUUCAACCUCUUGCCAGGCACAUCAAUCAAUCAAAAGCAAUCGCACUAUGAUAUGAUGGCAAGAAUGCCACAGGAUGACAAUUGAACACUCAUAUGUCACUUUCUUACAAGACAUGACCUCCACUACUAAUACCAAGCGGAGCAGCUGCCACGGCAAAGAAUUACAGCACUGAGAAAUUCGGCACGAAGAUGGCGUCGGUACGCGAAGAACCGAUACCAUCGAAUAUGCGGAGUGUCGCGACCGAUGAAUGCUGUUCCUGUUGCGACUUGCUGGUCUUGAGAAGCUACUUAUGGCUGGGUGGAUGAAUGGAUAGAAUAUAUGCUUUCGACGCAGUUAUUCUGCAAUCUGCAUUGAUUUCAUGAACAAGGUUCUAGCAGUUGUUACACUUAGUAUGUAGAUGAACAUCAAGUAGAGUUGUCUGUGGACGAGAGUAUAGUUGUUACUAGAGAGUACCAGAUUAUAUGUGAUCAUGUAACUAAAGCUCUUCUUUUUAGAAGGUACAAUUAGGCUGAACUACCUCAAGGCUACUUGACCACGUGGCUUAAGAGGGCACAUGACAUGACCUGCUAACCUACGCCAUCCAGACCGAUUACGUUGCUGCUGCAGCUUAUGACCUAGAGGCAGUGCAGCUGGCGAGACUUUUGCGGAUUCGAAACUUACCUCCUCGUGAAGAUAUUUGCGGCUAUUGUGGGGAUUUAUUUGGCAGUAAAGAACAACGGGAAAAGAAUCUCGAUACAUUCAAAGUUCUAUCGGGACCAGGGAAAGUCACGCGGCUUCCAAAGGGGAGUGGAUGGUCUUUAUGGUCUGUAGUCUAUUGUAAAGUUUUCUGUUUCUGAAAAUUUACAUAUUAAGAGCUAGCUUUUGUGGCUAUAGCACUCUUGUUCUCUCUUCUAAGCAAAAUCCGCUUUCCGGAGUACCCGAUUGUAGAGGUCUAGUCCUAUUGCGAGAGGUAGUGGAAUCCCAAAAAUUGUUCUUGCGAAUGAAGUGGGUUCUAGAGGAGAGCAAGUAUCUUCUAACCCUUAACUAAGGUACAACCCCACAGCUAAACAAAAUUUGCCCACUCGCUAAAUUAAGUUCUAGUACCUAUAGCACUCUUCUAAAUUUGCCCACUCUCUUCUAAGCAAAAUCCGCUUUCCGAAGAGACAUUCUUAUUGAUCUGACUCUUAUGUAAGUAACCUCCUCCCAUAGCAGGCCUUUGAUUCCCCAUCGUUUUCUUUUAGAGGUGUGCUGCAAAUCUUGACUCUAAGCAAAAUCCGCUUUCCGGAGUACUCGAGUGCUGCUGAGCAACUUGGGGCUGUUGCUACUGUCCUCAUUGAUGAAGGACGUCCUACUUGCGAUUGCUGCUACGCUUGCGGAGCAUCCUGUUGUGCUGUUUGUUAAAGACAUGCAGGAAAGGCUGUUCUGUUGAAAAGUCGGAAAAGCUUGGCUGCUUACAGGACUUACAAGAAUUGCAGAGAAUGCUCAGACUACGCAUUAUUACCAUAGGAGUUUGCUGUAUAAGACGGACUUCUGAAGAUGAAACUUACACUCGUCAUAUUGAUGUGUCUAUUGUUAAUUUUUGCACAGUAUUGAAGUGUAUUUUCCAAGAAAAAAUAUAAUUCAAGGUGGAAUGUUGAGUUUUGCAAGCUCUAUGUCCAUAUAAUUGCACAUUUCCAUCAUGCUGUUGGGCGUAUUAAAUUUUGCUUUCUCUCAAUUUGAUCAAGCCGUUUGAUGACAAAU
Messenger RNA from Amoebophrya sp. A25, 2602 nucleotides. Lineage: Eukaryota; Dinophyceae; Syndiniales; Amoebophryaceae. The record is from the annotation of a GenBank genome assembly.